AUGCGAAGCCCUGCGGACUCCGCAGACUUCGCAGAACUUAGCCGAACAACUGACGAUGACUGGGACACGAUUGUCGAAGAACUCAAGAAAAGAGACGCAGAUCACCUCCUCGGCAAGUUCCCCGAUGUCGAAAAUCUCGAGUUCGUCGAGCAUUGCGACUUCAAAGACAACGAGGGUCGGAACUUCCUCCCGUAUAAACUCCGCCUAUGGCGAAGCGAAACUGAGUCCAACUGGGUGUACAUGAAUUACUUCGAUAAGAAGGCCGCGACCUUGACUUUCAUACAGGAAUAUGCAAGCGUGGAGGACGGCACUUCCGAGCUUCGACAGGAAAUCGUGGAAGGAUACGCAGUGGGUGAUCUCUCAAUGGAUGAGCCACUGCGGGCCAUUCAGAGAAUUGACGAUGGGGACGCGCGCAAACAGCCCUUGCGAGCCGUGAUCAAAGCGCUGUUCGUAGCCGGGGGAGUCAUCACCGCUGAGCGCCUGUUGGAGCAUGGAUCAGGUCUAUUUUACAAGCAGCUCAUAUCAGGACUAAGAGUUCUAAAUGGGCUCCAUCCAACGAUUGUCGCGGGACGCCGGACUCGGAGGGAGCACGUUGAAGAUGAGAGUCGAACCGAAUCCCAGCGGCGGGUUGACAACACAGAAGCAGAAGUUCCCGUGGAAUCGAUAGACCAGCCAAGGCGUAGUAAAAGAGCCCCGCGGCGCUUUAUUGAGACUACUCCUCGCAAAUCACGUCUCGUCCGAAUAAGGUUGCCGAACGCCGGCGCCACCCGCCUCGAGCGCAACGCUUCGGAAGUUCGAGAUACUGAGAGCAGCUACACCGAAUCCCUCGGCAACGUAGAUCAGAACUCAGAGAUGUCCGGUAGUGACAGCUGCGGAAGCGACUUGGUAAACGCCGAAGAAGUCUUGCACGACCUGGAAAUAACGAUGCGGGAGAACGAAACUAGAUUACCAGAGCCGAGAACCAACAAUCAUCGAAGAGGGGGGCCUCUGCCCGAAGAGGACGACGAGGUGCCCGAGGAACAGUACCAGCAUCUGAGAAAGCUGUACUUGAGGAAGCUCGAUAUCGCCAGAGCCAACAAGAGAAUCAAACAUCAGUUGAAAAUGGCCCAGGAGCAGUCGAAGAUCUUGGAUGACCUCGAGGCAACCGUUACGGCCGCAUUUGACACAGAGUCGAAAGGGCUUAGAGGGUCGCAAAUGGUAAAAUUCACUUUCCGUCUCAGCAAAUCGUCAGGUGAUGACGCCACCUCCGUUUGA
Molecule: messenger RNA, 1254 nt
Organism: Westerdykella ornata
Lineage: Eukaryota; Fungi; Ascomycota; Dothideomycetes; Pleosporales; Sporormiaceae
Exons: 2
Coding region: 1-1254 (417 amino acids)
Source: RefSeq, a predicted model, not a curated record